This is a messenger RNA of Zea mays, 1723 nucleotides long. RefSeq lists its product as uncharacterized. Gene Ontology annotation, cellular component: P-body. The transcript is spliced from 9 exons. NCBI's taxonomy places the organism in Eukaryota, Viridiplantae, Streptophyta, Magnoliopsida, Poales, Poaceae. Gene Ontology annotation, biological process: positive regulation of catalytic activity; deadenylation-independent decapping of nuclear-transcribed mRNA; deadenylation-dependent decapping of nuclear-transcribed mRNA. The record is from RefSeq and is a predicted model, not a curated record. Gene Ontology annotation, molecular function: enzyme activator activity; mRNA binding. Bases 202 to 1356 code for a protein of 384 amino acids.
UGAAAAGAAAAUGCAACAGAAAAAAUGACACGAUCGCAGGAGAAACCAAAGAAAAGUUCCUUUUUCUUUAUUUUCUUCGUCCUCUUGUUCUCGACUCGCUGCCCACUGCGUCACCCGAAUCCCUUCGAUCCAAUCUCCAAACCCUAGGCAGCCCGCCAUCAGAUUGUUAGGUCCUCCUUCCUUAAACCGCGGCGGCCGGCCAUGUCCCACGGCGGCGGCGGCGGGAGGGCGAAAGUGACGCCGAACCUGGCGGUGGACGGCGAGGGCACGCGGACGCUCAAUCUCACCGUGCUGCAGCGCCUCGACCACGCCGUUGAGGACAUCCUCAUCACCGCGGCUCACGUCACGCUCUACGACUUCGACACCGACAUCAACCAGUGGAGCCGGAAGGACGUGGAGGGGUCGCUCUUUGUCGUCAAGAGGAAUGCUCAACCCAGAUUCCAGUUCAUUGUCAUGAAUCGCAGGAAUACAGAUAAUCUAGUUGAAGAUCUUUUGGGAGAUUUUGAAUACCAACUACAAGCUCCUUAUAUAAUGUACCGCAAUGCUGCUCAAGAAGUUAUAGGAAUCUGGUUUUACAAUUCCCAGGAGUGUCAACAGGUUGCAAAUCUUUUCAGCAGGAUUCUGAAUGCUUUCUCAAAGGUGGCACCAAAGCCGAAAAUUCCUUCUGUCCAAAGUGAAUUUGAAGAGCUGGAAGCAGCACCUUCGUUGGUUGAUGGUCCUCUGGAAGCGCAAACGUCAAAUAUCAUGUCAACUACUACUCACGUUCAAGAGGAUCCUUUAUCUGCAUUUUUCAGUGCAGCUGCAAAUGUUGGUGGCAACUCUGCUGUAGCUGUUGCAAGGCAACCAAUUCAGCCUUUUGGUGCUACUCCGGUGGCUGCACAUGCAGCUACUAGUAUCACUACAACACAAUCGCCAGGCUUGCAUUAUUUGCUUCCUUCACAAGCCUCAUCGGUUUCUGGGAGGCCUGCUGAUGCUCAUGGUGGCACUGGUUCUAUAGGAAGGUCCACAAGCCUUGUAUAUCCGUCACUUUUCUCACCAUUGACAUCUUCACAGACGAAAAUGGUGCACACUAAUUCUGCAGUACCAACUGCUCCACCUCAACAUCCUCGGAUUGCUCAGCAGCCGCAAAGUGCUCCCUUGCUUCAGCCUUUUCCGUUACCUACGGCUUCAUCUCCACCAUAUGGGACUCCAUUACUUCAACCGUUUCCGCCACCUAAUCCGUCGCCAUCUCUUGCAUCUGCACCAGUCUUGAGCCCAGCGCUGACUAGAGACAAAGUCAGAGAUGCAUUAUUGAGACUUGUGGAGAAUGAUGAAUUCGUCGAUUUAGUCUACCGCGAGAUCAUGAACAGACAGUAAUGGAUUUACAAGGUCUUCAACGAUUACAGUUGGAGGUUUGCAUGAUCGACUUGUUUGCAGGCUCGUGCAUGAAGAAGGGCGAAGAUCGUUCCCUCUGGCCGCAGACUGCUGAUCUGUGCGGUCAGUGAAUGCUGCUGCUUUUGCAUAGAACUGCAAGAUGUUAGUCAGUCAUUUAACCAAAUAUGCAGGGCAAAGUAACAGGGAAAUCAUAUAUCUGGGUUAGGGAUACAAGAGGUUAACCUAGUGUUUCUUUCUUUUUGUGGACCGAGAUCACAAUCCAGUAUCUGUGUUAGUGAGCCUAUGACCCUAUAUAAUCAAUGUUAUGUGGGCUGUCGCAUUGUUGACCCCCGCCAAUUAAGCGAAGCCA